Molecule: messenger RNA, 776 nt
Organism: Salpingoeca rosetta
Lineage: Eukaryota; Choanoflagellata; Craspedida; Salpingoecidae
Product: proteasome subunit beta type
Exons: 8
Coding region: 36-776 (246 amino acids)
Cellular component (GO): proteasome core complex
Source: RefSeq, a predicted model, not a curated record
UGAGCACAUUGACUGGUCCAGCGUCGACAUCUUCCAUGUCGACAGGAUGGAUGUCACAGACGGCGCAACCGCGCGCCCCUCAGCCCCAGGCAGGCGAGGACGCACGGACCCGCACUAUGCGACCCAUUGUCACGGGUACGAGCGUUCUGGGCAUCAAGUUUGAUGGCGGUGUGGCCAUCGCAGCAGAUACCCUCGGCUCGUAUGGAUCUCUCGCCCGCUUCCGCGAGAUCUCUCGUAUGUGCAAGGUUGGCAACCAGACGGUGGUUGGCGGCGGCGGCGACGUUGCUGACUUCCACAUGAUCCGUGACCUCCUCAACACGCUCGAGAUUGAGAACCGCGAGUAUGAGGAUGAGCAUGACAUCAAGCCACAGGCCGUCCACACAUACCUCACCCGCGUCCUCUACAACAGGCGUUCGCAGAUGAACCCGCUGUGGAACACGGUGCUGGUUGCCGGUAUGCAGGAUGGGGAGCCGUAUCUCGGGUACACGGACAAGCUCGGCGUCGCCUACCAGGAGAGCACCCUCGCAUGCGGUUACGGCGCAUACAUCGCCCUCGGUCCGCUGCUGCGGGAGGUGGCUGACAAGGGCGAGCCCAUCACGAAGGACGCUGCCGUGGCCCUGCUGCAGAAGUGCCUCAAGGUCCUCUGGUACCGCGACGCACGCUCCCUCAACCGCUUUGAGAUUGCGACGGUGACGGCAGAGGGUGUGGACAUCUCUGCCCCGCAGUCUUCCGAGUCCGACUGGGGCAUCGCCUCCAUGGUCCGCGGCUACGAGUGA